AUGACAGAUAUGCCUCCUUAUCUCGCAAUUAACGACGAGGAGAAUAACAGCGAUCGUUCCGACAGUGAUUCUUCAGACUAUGAGGACAAUUUACCCUUAUGUUUUAAUCAGCCCCGACACACAGAACCGAUCAAAGGCGCUGAUCGUGAGGAGCACACGUGGAGAGUAAAAGAGAAGUACAAGACCCACUGCGUAGCUCUGGUGCUGUGUCUGAAUGUAGGUGUUGACCCACCAGAUGUUGUUAAAACCCAGCCCUGUGCCCGGCUAGAAUGCUGGAUAGAUCCAAACUCACUAUCUCCAACUAAAGCACUAGAAUCUAUCGGACACGCUCUUCAGACACAAUAUGAGAGGUGGCAGCCUCGAGCCAGAUAUAAGCAGUCCCUCGACCCCACUUGUGAUGAGAUAAAAAAGUUAUGCUGCUCAUUGAGGCGCAAUGCAAAGGAGGAGCGAGUUCUCUUCCACUACAAUGGCCACGGUGUACCCAAGCCCACUGCACAAGGAGAGAUUUGGGUAUUCAAUAAGGCCUACACACAAUAUAUCCCGCUGUCCAUGUAUGACCUGCAGAGCUGGAUGGGGGCCCCUUCUCUCUAUGUCUAUGAUUGCUCCAAUGCCGGCCUCAUUGUGGAAAACUUUAAGCAGUUUGCGGAACAGCAUGAGAAGGAUUAUGCACUUCAAGUGAGCUCCAAAGGCGCCGAGGCGAUCGGGCCGCCCGUGUCGUACAAGAACUGUAUACAGCUGGCGGCGUGCGCGUCCGGGCAGAGUCUGCCCAUGUCGCCCGAGCUACCCGCCGACCUCUUCACUUCGUGCCUCACAACUCCCGUCAAGAUGGCCAUGAAAUGGUUUGUGCUACGCAGCCGGCUUCGCUCCGCCCGCGAAGGCCUCAUCGAUCUCAUCGACAAGAUCCCGGGGCAAGUGACGGACCGGCGCACGAUGCUCGGCGAGCUUAACUGGAUCUUUACGGCGAUAACGGACACGAUCGCGUGGAGUUCGUUGCCCCCCGACCUUUUCCAGCAGCUGUUUCGUGCUGACCUUCUAACGGCGAGCCUCUGCCGAAACUUCUUACUGGCCGACAGGAUAAUGCGUUCCUACAACUGCACCCCGGUCUCGAGCCCCGCGCUGCCCUCCCUGGCGAGGCACCCGCUGUGGGCGGCUUGGGAACACACAUUAGACCUAGCGCUGGCCCAGCUGCCCGGCCUCGUCGCCGAACGUUCGCUGCACUACAAGCACUCGCCUUUCUUUCGCGACCAGCUCACCGCCUUCCAGCUUUGGCUCGAUCUGGGCGAGUGGUCGGUGUCGCGCGCUCCUCCAGAACAAUUGCCGAUGGUGCUGCAGGUACUGCUGAGCACGUUACACCGCGUGCGGGCGCUGCACAUCUUGUGCCGGUUCCUCGCGCUGGGCGAGUGGGCGGUGCGCGCCGUCCUUGGCGUCGGCAUCUUUCCCUACAUGCUGAAGCUGCUGCAGGCCUCAGCGCCCGACCUGCGCCCGGCCAUGCUUUACAUCUGGGCCAAGAUCGUCGCCGUUGAUCCGACUUGCCAAGCGGAUCUGGUGAACGCGAAGGGGCACAAAUACUUCUUGGCGAUUCUGCAGGACCCCUCCGUCAGCACGGAGCACCGCACCUUGGCCGCCUUCGUGUUGGCCGGCAUCGUGGACAACUAUCCGGCGGGACAGGAAGCGGCCUUGCAGGGCUCGAUGAUCUCGGCGUGUCUGGAGCAGAUCGGCGAGGGCAAUGCCCGGAGCGAGGGCGUCCUCGAGCAGUGGGCGUGCAUCGGGCUCGGCCGGUUGUGGCGGGGCUGCGAGGCGGCGCGAGGAGCCGGCGCCAGGGACCUGGCGCACGAGAAGAUCGCCACGCUGCUAGCUCACCGCCGCGUCGAGACGCGCGCCGCCUGCGCCUUCGCCCUCGCCUGCUUCCUCGGCGCGGCGCCGCUCGCGGCUCGCACCGAUCAUGCCAACGCGCUCGACCACCAGGUGGCCGUGUUGCUGGCCGCGAGGCUCGCCGCCGACGCCUCGCCGCUGUUGCGUGCGGAGAUUCUUGCGGCUCUGCAGUGGGUGGUGUUGAUAUUCGAGCAGCACUUCAUCGCCGUUUACAUUCAGGAGAGGAUGAGGCGCAGCGACAGAGAGGGUCGGAGCAGUGGCGGCGGGCACGUGGAACCCGGCUGCGAGGCGCUGGCCGGCGGGCGCGGCGCGAGGAACCCCUCCCCGGCGCACCACUCCCUCUCGUUGCCCGCUAUCGGCUUCGGGUCGGUAUACAUGAAGCUGUGGAGUUGCGUUUGCGCGAUGUGCAGGGAGCCCCAUCCCACCCUCGCGCAGAUGGCCAACGACAUCAUCGGAUAUAUCGCUAACCAAGUGGACAAUGUAAGCCGCGAAGUGGAACGGCACACGAGCAGCGGCUCUAAUUCGCUACCCCCCUCCCCCAACACGCGCCCCUCCCUCGCGCACCCCGCGCACCACGAUACGCGUACUUUGCCCCUCGGUCAUCGCCGAGGCAGAUCCGGACUCCCUCACACCACCUCGGAGGACUCUUUUUCCUCUUCUUCCAGUCAGAGUGCGAAAAAGGCCAUCGUGAGCACGCAGUACGUGGAGUGGGCGAGCGCACAGUUCGCGAGGGGUGACGCCGACACGUGGGGAUCACUUGCUGCCCCCGAGCGGGGCGCAACCGCCGAAGGCGUAUGCUCGAGAGCCCCCGCCUCGCCCGUCGACGACGUGGAGUGCCGCGCCUACCACGAGCGACUUUGGCGCCGCACCAGGAACGCCAAUAUACGCCGCGAGGCUAAAGCGCUGCGCACGACCCGCGUCGCCCGCCUCGAGACGCAGGCUUUCUACUCGCGCUGUCCCCUUCCACCCGCCGUCGUGCUUUUCCACCCCUACGAGCAGCACGCCGCCGUGGCCUCCAAGGACAACUUCGGGAUUUGGGACUGGGGCACGGCGGCGAAGCUGUGCGUGGGGACGUGGCGGCGCGCAUGGGGCCGCAUCACUUCGCUCGCCUACCUCGACGCGCACCACUGCACCGCGCUCGCCGUCGCCUCGCACCAGGGCAACCUCGCCAUCUACAGGCCGUCGGGCAGCGGCAUGGAGCCGCAGUUGGUGUCAGCGUGGCGCGCCCUGGACGUACGACCCGCGCCCGACUACCGCCCGCCCCCCGCGCAGCCCCUCUACAGUCUGGCCCAGCUGGUGUCGGAGCAGUUCGCAUCGGCCGACGAGCGGCUUGCGGCCGGCAAGACUCGAGCGGACUCACACCUGGGCGCGGGAAGCGGCGGCGGCGGCUGGACCCCGCCCCCACCGGGGACGCUUUUGCGCUGGAGCGCGCGCCGCUGCAGCCUCGCCCUCGCGGGACCGGCGCCGACCGUGCGCCUCUGGGAUGCCACCGCCGAGAUGCUGCACGGCGACAUCGAAACUGAUAGCGAGUCCGCGGUGACGUGCCUGUGGCGUGGUGGAUGGCUGACGGUGUGCGGGUUCGCGGACGGCAGCAUCCGCGCUUGGGACGAGCGGACCCCCGCGCGCCCUCUAUACACGCUGCGAGACCACGCCUCCCCAGCGCUGGCCGCCAGCCCGCGGGGCGACCAGCACGCCAUCGUCACCGGCUGUGUGGACGGGGCGGUGCGCAUCUAUGACACGCGCAAAGUGUCUCCUGUGGUAGUGGUGAAGGCGACGGCGCCCCUCGCAGCGGUGGACGUGCACCCCCGCGCGCAACUCGUCGCCUGCGGCUCGGUGAACCAGGCCCGUGUCGUGUCUCACUUUUCAUCCGUUGCGGUGUGCGAUGGGCGUCGGUUCGAAGGACUCGUCGGUGUCCGUGUACUUGUCGGAGGCGCGCCGGUGACCCUCGCUCUACGGCCUGGCGCUUCCCUUCGCGCACUGACGCAAGCGAACUGCAGCUGCCGAUUCGAUCACAAAAAUCAACUUCGUACUGUUAAUUCUAAGUUGAAAAAGUAUAAUUGA
Molecule: messenger RNA, 3933 nt
Organism: Leptosia nina
Lineage: Eukaryota; Metazoa; Arthropoda; Insecta; Lepidoptera; Pieridae
Source: the annotation of a GenBank genome assembly